Acanthosepion pharaonis is the source of this 657-nucleotide messenger RNA. The record is from the annotation of a GenBank genome assembly. Lineage: Eukaryota; Metazoa; Mollusca; Cephalopoda; Sepiida; Sepiidae.
AUGACUAACCUAGGUCCCAUAACACUAUCUAUCUAUCUAUCUAUCUAUCUAUCUAUCUAUCUAUCUAUCUAUCUAUUAAACUUCUCACUCUUCCACUGUGUCUGUCUGUCUCCCUCUAUUCAAAUCUAUCUAUCUAUCUAUCUAUCUAUCUAUCUAUCUAUCUAUAUAUAUAUAUAUAUAUAUAUAUUUCAGCAGUAUGUUUCCUAUCUAUCUAUCUAUAUUUCAGUAUCUAUCUAUCUAUCUAUCUAUAUAUAUAUAUAUAUUUCAGUAUGUUUCCUAUUAUCAAUAUCUAUCUAUCUAUCAUCUAUCUACCUAUCUCUUCUCUAUCUGUAUGUUUCCUUCAUCUAUCUAUCUAUCUGUCACAAGAACAAAAAUUCAAUCUAUACUGUGGAUUGGCAUUAUUCGCGCCUCUACAUGCUGUGUUCACUGGACCGGAUGCUUUCUGAAUUGAACUGCAUUUGUAUCUAUCUAUCUAUCUAUCUAUCUAUCUAUCUAUGGCAUCUAAAACUCUACUGUUAUCUAUCUAUCUAUCUAUCUAUCUAUCUAUCUAUCUUUAUCUAUCUAUCUAUCUAUCUAUCUAUCUAUCUAUCUAAAUAUCUAUCUAUCUAUGGCUCUUCAUUAUCUAAGACUCUGUUAUCUAUCUAUCUAUCUAUCUAA